Triticum turgidum subsp. durum (durum wheat) is the source of this 564-nucleotide messenger RNA. The record is from the annotation of a GenBank genome assembly. NCBI's taxonomy places the organism in Eukaryota, Viridiplantae, Streptophyta, Magnoliopsida, Poales, Poaceae.
AUGCUCUACAAAAUCCACUCCCAUGCCGAAAUCCAAGCCCUGCAGGCCCGCACCGAUGAGCUGGGCCACUCCAAUGAGCACAUGGAUGUGAAGCUUGUCUCUCUGGAGUCGGUGCGCAUAGCGCGCGAGUCGUAUGCACUCCUCCGCCCGCUGAUCAUGGAGUCGAGGUCCUGGGAAUGCCCGGAGCUGGAUUCCCUCUCGGACGUGGCAGGCUUGUCGCUGGAAAUCCAAAAGCUCGAGCAUGAUGUGUUACCCCAGCUCACGGUUCAGGAGGCUAAGCUGGAACGGGGUGCCCUGGAAGCCCUCCUACUCAUGAAGAGCUCAGCAGCUAAGCUCUUACCUAUGAGUAAGUGCUUGAAGGAAGCCUUGGGCGUAGUGCUUGCCGAGGAUGUCAAAAUGCUGAGCAUAGUGCUAAGCGAUACUGCUGUUCAUGUACUCAAAGGUAAGUUCAACAGUGGCUUGCUUCAGGAGCGUGUCCCGUGGCUGGUCGAGCUGGUCACCGAUGUGUUGGAGACCCCGGUUCGUUUCUGUGAUACUCGUAAGCGUAAGUAUUCUGAUGAGUAG